Molecule: messenger RNA, 287 nt
Organism: Diversispora eburnea
Lineage: Eukaryota; Fungi; Glomeromycota; Glomeromycetes; Diversisporales; Diversisporaceae
Source: the annotation of a GenBank genome assembly
AUAAAAUAGAAGAUGCUGAAUUUGAUAAUUUAGGAAGAAUUACUAAAGCACAACAAAUUAAGAAUGUGAAUAUACAAAAAUUAGGAAACUGGGAGAAUAAAUUUGAUGAUGAAAAUGAUCAAAUAUUUUUAUCAACAGAAUGGAAUAGUGAUUUUAAUUUAGGAGGCAGAGAAAUACAUCCAGCUGAUGAUGAUACAGAAAAAUGGAAUUUAAAUACUUUAUUUGAAUUAUCUUUAAAAUCUCCAGCAUUUUUAGAAUCAGAUGAAAUAUUUACUAAUGCAUACUAA